GUUAAAAACGAGGUCAACAUAUAGAGAACCCACCUCAACGGCCCAAUCAUCUCCCAGUCCAAACUCCCCAAAUCCACCAAUGGACCACUCUUCCUCACCUCCCAAACCUAAACCCAUCACAACCACCAAAACCGCCGUCGCUACCACAUCGCCGCCGCUCCUCCGCCGUCUUAUAAGCGUCGACAGCAAGCUCUCCCUCCACCUCCACACUCUCGCGAAGCCGCUCCUCUCUCCCUCCCUCCUCCUCCUCCUGGAGCUCUCUGCCGACUUCCGCCUCUUCUUUCCCCUCUCCCUCUCCCUCCUCCUCGCCCCCGCCACCGCCGCCGACCGCCUCCGCCCCUUCCUCGUCCCCUUCCUCCUCGGCCUACUCCUCGACCUCGCACUUGUCGGCCUCCUCAAGAUCCUCGUCCGCCGCUCCCGACCUCACUACAACCCCAACAACAUGAGCGUCGCCGUCUCCGUCGACCACUUCUCCUUCCCGAGCGGCCACUCCUCCAGAGUCUUCUUCGUCGCCGCCUCCUUCUUCUACUCCUCCGAUCUGGAUUUCUUCUCCCUCGCCACGGCCGUUUGGGCGUGGGCCGCAGCCACGGCUCUGUCUAGGGUUUUGCUCGGCAGGCAUUUCGUCGUCGACGUCCUCGCUGGCGCUUGUUUGGGCGUGCUUGAAGCUCUCUUCGCCUUCCGGUUUCUGAGGUUUGAGAAAUUCCUUUUUUGAGAGAUGAAUGGGUCAAACUCGGAGAGUUCAAAGGCUGCUAAUGUUAAGCAAGCAUAGAGAUUUAAGUUGAAUCUUCUAAGCUACUAUGGUUCAGAGUUCUAUUGCACACUGAGUGUCAUUGAGGUGUUUGGAGUUGAUGCUGUCGAGGAAAUGCUUGAAGAUGUGAUAUCCGUCGGAGGCAGUGUGUCUGUGUCUGAGGGAGCAACCGCUGAUCGGAAACCUCUUUUGUCCCAGUCGGAGCCCCUUGAGGUCGGAGCCCCUUGAGGUGUGUGAUCUUGAUCAGCAUAUGUGUAAAGAAAUGGGUUCUCAAACUCAAAAUGAUGAAGAGCAAUGUGCCUGAUCCUAUUGAAGAAAGUAUGUCAUCAACAAACAAACUGGAAGGGUGCCUGGGGAUGCAGUUCUCAAAAUACUUGCACAGAAAGUUCGCGCAUUGGAUCAAAAUUUAUCUGUUCUGGAGUGAUACCUCAAGGAAUUGACUUUCAGUCUUCAGAUAUGGCAAUAUCUUUAAAGAAAUAAGAGAUAAAGACGUACUUUUUAUUUAUUUAUUUAUUUAUUUUUUUAUAGAGAAGAGCCACGGGAUCAUUAUAUGUGAAAUGAUUUUGUCUUGUUGAGUUUCAGUCAUCUUAUCAAUGUGAUAAAAAUUUAUGACACUAACAAUAUAUCUAGUCCACUCUUAAAUAUUUUUGUAGAAUCUCUCUUGCUC
Messenger RNA from Morus notabilis, 1415 nucleotides. Its product is annotated as probable lipid phosphate phosphatase beta. NCBI's taxonomy places the organism in Eukaryota, Viridiplantae, Streptophyta, Magnoliopsida, Rosales, Moraceae. The transcript has 2 exons. Bases 80 to 712 code for a protein of 210 amino acids. Gene Ontology annotation, molecular function: sphingosine-1-phosphate phosphatase activity. The record is from RefSeq and is a predicted model, not a curated record.